UCUCCUGAGCCGCUGCUCCUGCUGGCGAAAAGAUGGCAAAAUCAGAUACACGUUUAUCCAGCUUCUAAACGUGAAAUGCCCGCUUUUGCACCCGAUUUCCGUCUGGUUGAAGAUUCAGUGCUGGCGCCGAUUGGAGCUGCAGCAGACAACGUGAAAGGUAGUUUGUUUGGAAGGAUUUUUUUUUAUAUCUAUGUAUACCCCACUGGCUUUUGUGUUAGCGAGGAAAAACAGGGUAUUCCGCUUGACCACAUAAAUCGGAUGGACUAGUCUCCGUGUGUAACGAUUGAUGUCAGCGUCUGCAGAGCUGGAUUACUCCCGUCAGAAGAGAAAAAUCUGUUAGUGUCGUCUGGCUCUGAAAGUGGAGAGAAUCGGACCUCUGGUGUAUCAUGAUCAUUGUGCCCGCUGUGCCCAGUUGAAGCAGGAUCCCCGGCACACAGUAUUCACGCUAUCUGUGGGAGUCAGAGAGACGUCGGCGUGCUAGGUCACUUCAGCUGUCAGCUUCUGUCACCUGUCCCAGCGGAAGAUGUACGGUAGCGCCCGCUCCGUCGGCAGGGGGGAUGCCAAUCACAGCGCGGGGAGGGAUGCAGGCGGGACCGGCAGCCAGGGGUCCGGCCGUUCCCCCCGCCUCCCUCGCUCGCCCCGGAUGGGACACCGUCGCACCAACAGCACCGGAGGCAGCGGAGGAGGACCCGGAGGUGCGGGAGGCAAGACCCUCUCCAUGGAGAACAUCCAGUCCCUCAACGCUGCGUACGCCACCUCGGGGCCGAUGUACCUGAGCGAUAACGAAGUCGCCAUGGCGGGAGACCACCUUCCAAAGAGUGGCGGGACAGUGACGACGAUGGGGAGGCAGAGGGUGACGUACGGUUCCAGAGGUAGCAGCAGUGGAGUCGUAGCCGCCAGCACUCCCAAUAUCUCCACCUCAGUGCCUGCUAAUGCUGUGCUGCCAGCAGGCAUGAUGGCAGGCGACGCUCUGGCGUUUGGAGACCACCACAUGGCCUCCACGGUGCCCCACUCUUUAAGGCAGGCCAGAGACAACACCAUCCUUGACCUGCAGGCUCAACUGAAAGAGGUUUUGCGCGAGAACGAGAUGUUGCGGCGAGAGGUGGAGGUCAAGGAGAGCAAGCUCAGCUCUUCCAUGAACUCCAUCAAAACCUUCUGGAGUCCCGAGCUGAAAAAGGAGCGAGCGCUCAGGAAGGACGAGGUUUCCAAAAUCACGGUUUGGAAGGAGCAAUACCGUGUUAUUCAGGACGAAGCGCAGCAUCUCCAGAUGACUGUUCAGGCUCUUCAGGAUGAGCUGAGGAUCCAGAGGGACCUGAACCAACUGCUCCAGCAAGACCCCGCCAGCCAAGGGAGGGACCUCGCCCUGACGUCCGAGCCCACGGAGGAGAACUACCGCCGGCUGCACGGCGAGCACGAGAGGCAGGCAAAAGAGCUCUUCCUGCUGAGGAAGACCCUGGAGGAGAUGGAGCUCAGGAUCGAUACGCAGAAACAAACUCUUGGAGCCCGAGACGAGUCCAUCAAAAAACUUCUGGAGAUGCUGCAGAGUAAAGGGCCAUCUGCCAAGGCGUCGGAGGAAGACCAGGAGAGGACCAGGAGGCUGGCCGAUGCAGAGAUGCACCGGCAUCACCUGGAGAGUUUACUGGACCAGAGAGACCGAGAGAUAACCGCACUAAGAGAGGAGCUGCACCGCCGAUACGAAGGAACCCCCGAGUCCACCAAGACCAAGGCUCUGCAGACCGUCAUCGACAUGAAGGACGCAAAAAUCAACUCAAUGGAGCGGAGCCUGAGGGACAUGGAGGAGGAGCUCCUGAUGAUGAAGUCUAACGGUCUCCUCAGCUGCGAGGAGCGUCAAGAGGAGAUGAAGCAGAUGGAGGUGUACCGCAGUCACACCAAGUUCAUGAAGAACAAGGUGAGAGGCAGCGGGGCCACGGUCGAGUCUGCCGAGCAGCUAAAUGUCAAACAUAAAUCCCCAUCCUCUCUCAUUUGCCGUUCUCAGAUGGAACAGGUGAAGCAGGACCUCUCCAGGAAAGACACGGAGCUGCUCGGGCUGCAGACUAAACUGGAGACGCUCACCAACCAGUUCUCAGACAGCAAGCAGCACAUCGAAGUCCUGAAGGAGUCCCUCACCGCCAAAGAGCAGCGUGCCGCCAUCCUGCAGACAGAGGUGGACGCUUUGCGUCUCCGCCUGGAGGAGAAGGAAGCGACGCUCAACAAGAAGAGCAAGCAGAUCCAAGAGAUGUCCGAAGAGAAGGGAACCCUCAACGGGGAAAUUCACGAUCUCAAGGACAUGCUGGAGGUUAAGGAGCGCAAAGUCAACGUGCUACAAAAGAAGAUUGAGAACCUGCAGGAGCAGCUGAGGGACAAAGAGAAGCAGAUGAGCAGCCUGAAGGAGAGAGUGAAGUCCCUGCAGGCGGACACCUCCAACACCGACACUGCUCUCACCACACUAGAAGAGUCUCUUGCGGAAAAGGAGCGCAUCAUCGAGCGUCUAAAGGAGCAGCGAGACCGAGACGACCGGGAGAAGACGGAGGAGCUUGACCGGAACAAGAAGGACCUGAAGGAGCUGAAGGAGAGACUGAGUUUACUGCAGGGAGACCUGUCAGACAGAGAGACCUCUCUGUUGGACCUGAAGGAGCACGCAUCCUCUCUGGCCUCCUCGGGGCUGAAGAAAGAUUCCAAACUCAAGAGUCUAGAAAUCACCUUGGAGCAGAAGAGAGAGGAGUGCCUCAAACUGGAGAACCACCUUAAAAGAGCUCAGAACGCGGCGCUGGAAGCUCAGGCCAACACCGAACUGGCAGAGCGCAUUAAAAACCUCGAGCAGGAAGUGGCCCGCCACAGAGAGGACUCUGGGAAGGCGCAGGCCGAGGUCGACCGCCUCCUGGAGAUUCUGCGGGAAAUGGAGAAUGAAAAGAACGACAAGGACAAGAAGAUCAGUGAGCUGGAGAGUUUGGCCUCCAGGCAAAUGAAAGACCAGUCGAAAAAAGUGGCGACCCUGAAGCACAAGGAGCAGGUGGAGAAGAGCCGCAACGCCCGACUGAUGGAGGAGGCCAGGAAGAGGGAGGACAACCUGUCUGAGAACUCCCAGCAGGUGAAGGACACUUUGCGGCAGAAGUCGGAGCGCAUCGAGGAGCUGGAGGAGGCCCUGAGGGAGAGCGUUCAAAUCACGGCGGAGCGAGAGAUGGUGCUCGCACAGGAGGAGGCUGCCAGAUCACACCAGGAGAAACAGAUGGAGGAGCUGCUGGGGGCCAUGGAGAAGGUGAAGCAGGAGCUGGAGUCCAUGAGGGCCAAGCUGUCCUCCACCCAGCAGUCCCUGUGUGAGAAAGAAGCGCACCUCACAACCCUGCGAGCUGAACGCAGGAAACACCUGGAGGAGGUGCUGGAAAUGAAGCAGGAGGCGCUGCUGGCCGCGAUCAGCGAGAAGGACGCGAACAUUGCACUACUGGAGCUGUCGUCCUCGAAGAAGAAGAAGACGCAGGACGAGGUGUCUCAGCUGAAGCGGGAGAAGGACCGACUGGUGCAGCAGCUCAAGCAGCAGACUCAGAACAGGAUGAAGCUGAUGGCGGAUAACUACGAGGACGAUCACCUGAAGACUGCACCUGAUCACACCAAUCACAAGCCCUCUCCAGAUCAGAUGAUCCCCCCUCUUCUCGCCCUGUCUCAGAACCGCAGCAAGCUGAAGCUCUACAUCGCCCACCUCACGGACCUCUGCCACGACCGGGACCCCAGCAUCCUCAGCCAGCUCACGCCGCCCUCUCACUACCACCACAGCGACCCCGACGACUGGGAGAAGGAGCUCCAGAAGAUGAGUGUCGAACAGCUGGAGCGAGAGCUGGAGGUGUGUGAGAAGGAGAGCGGGGAGCUGCAGGAGUAUGCCAACUCCGUCCUCCAGCAGAUCGCGGACUACUGCCCCGACAUCCUGGAGCAGGUCGUCAACGCCCUGGAGGAGUCGUGCUGACAACUCUGAACCUCAGACGCAACCCGGCUGGGCCCAGGUGCCUCUACCUCCACCCCGACACAAGGCUCCUGGACGGGAAGGGAGGGACUCCGGUCCUCCUGUGCCCCCCCUCAUCCACCCUGCGACAAACUCUCAGGGCCCGAGUGCUUUCCUGUCCCAGAGCCUGAGCUGGCUGAUUCGCAUGUGGACUGGUAAACGGAAAAUAAAAUUUAAUGUAGAUGUGCAAACCUCUGCACAAAGUCUUGGAGUCUACUGCCAACCUUCUUCUCCUGAGAUGAAGCACAGAUACCUUCUCGCUCUUUCACCCUCGAUUUAAAUGGUCUGGCUGGCUACAGGGCAGGAGGGCACUCGUCACCCCGGAGAGCUGGGGAGCUGCUACAUCUGGAGGGGGGCGAGGAGGAGCGGAGUCCAGAGAGGCCGCUUCACAGAGCCGUGCAGACGCUCGUUUUAUAACCUAGUCAGCGUUACUGCUCAUGAGAUAAUGCUUUUUAACCAAAAAAAAUAAAAAUAAAUCAGUCAAUGCAGCAUAUUGUGGACCUGAGCUGUCGAUCCGUCCGGAGAGCUCAGGUCAGGCUGAAGGUACUUGUGUGUGUGUGUGUGUGUGUGUGUGUGU
This is a messenger RNA of Salarias fasciatus (jewelled blenny), 4568 nucleotides long. Its product is annotated as ELKS/Rab6-interacting/CAST family member 1. Gene Ontology annotation, biological process: regulation of synaptic plasticity; maintenance of presynaptic active zone structure; neuromuscular synaptic transmission. Gene Ontology annotation, molecular function: structural constituent of presynaptic active zone. The record is from RefSeq and is a predicted model, not a curated record. Bases 524 to 3955 code for a protein of 1143 amino acids. Lineage: Eukaryota; Metazoa; Chordata; Actinopteri; Blenniiformes; Blenniidae. Gene Ontology annotation, cellular component: cytoskeleton of presynaptic active zone. The transcript has 20 exons.